This is a messenger RNA of Spirodela intermedia, 8520 nucleotides long. The record is from the annotation of a GenBank genome assembly. NCBI's taxonomy places the organism in Eukaryota, Viridiplantae, Streptophyta, Magnoliopsida, Alismatales, Araceae.
AUGGAAGAGUACGCGGAGGAGCUGCGGACUCCACCUGUGGCGUUGGUGUCCCUGGUAGGGAUGCCUGAGCUGCACCAGACAAUCUCCGCGUCCCUUCACUCAGAGCAGCCACCCAUCAACACCCUCGCGCUGCCGGAUUUCGGCAAGAUUUCAAUUAUCGCCCCGAAAGUUAAAGAAGCCGUUGAUUCUGGGCAGUCGGCGGCCGGGAUACUGAAGAGGGAAUGGCUGGCGAAGCACCGGACGAGGGUGCCCGCAGUUGUCGCCGCCCUCUUCAGCUCCGACGGCGUAACCGGUGACCCUGCACAAUGGCUUCAGGUCUGCACCGAUCUUGAAAACGUGAAGUAUGGAUUCUUUCCUCUUCGAAUUCUUCAUAUUUUACUGCUUCCAUCACGUAUGAUUUGCGAGGUUCGUUUCAACUCGCUCUGAAUUUUGUACUUCACAUUUCUUGCAAGUUCGCGUUUGGGUUCGACCAGUUUCGGUUGUUGCCUCUCCAUGUCUUCCUCCCUACCCGGCGGAAUGUGCUAACUAAUGCUUCUCAUAUUGAAAAUUCUUUGUCAGCCGGAUCUUUUAUAAGGAGAACUGUAGGAACAAGCGACACAUCCCCAUCACCGUAUAAUUUUCGUGUUUAUGACGUUGAAAUGACGAAUACUUCGAUCUCAAUUGGAAGACAUCUGUCGGUAUUUCGAACUCUAAAUGAGGUGUCAAAUGGUCCUUGAUUCGUUCAUUGACAACAAUGAAGAAGGCUGAUCGUCGAACUCAACCUGGCUCAUUUUUUCCAGGUUCUCUUCCACAUAUCCUCUUCUAACAUUUACAAUGAAUAUUUAACAAGUAGAUCUAAGAGAUCUUCAAGCUCUCUAACCUUGGGUGGUGCUGGCGGUAGAUAAAAGUAUUCUUAGUCUCGGAAAACACCUUCCCUUUUUUUUCGUUUGUUUAGGCAAAGAAUAUAUCUUGGAAACUAAAAUCGCUAUUCGAGUGCAAGUUGACAGAAGGGGAAUACAAAGUUGAUGCUCGACAUUCUGGAACCCUUUCAGAUCUGAACGUCUAACACUAGACCGUAUGGUGGAAAAUAUUUACGAGAUCAAGCAGGUGCAAUGAAUGGUGCAAAAACGUGGCGGGAUUGUUGAGGAUGAUCAUGUUCUUGAGAAGAGAAUCAACAAGACCAUAAGAAAGGGUUGGGGAUAAAAUAUAUUGUCGAUUAAAUAUUUUUGGAGUCUUUAUUCGGAGGAAAGGGUUGGAUCCCAUUCUCUGGUGGAUUGCAUGCCUCUGCACAUUGCAUAGCUUGUUUAUCAAGUGCGUGGAAAGUGGGUAACUGAAUGGUCUUUGCUAGAGAUGCUGUUGAGCAUCCCCAUACUUCUAUUACACGUUGCUGAUCAAUUUUUCAAGAUAGGAUAUCAUGACGUUUUUCCCUACCCGAAAAAGAGGUUAUGUGAUGUAAUUUGAGAAAGGACCAGAGCUGUGUGAGCUUAUUCAAUGUUAGAUGUGCUUUCAGCAAGUUUCUUGCAUGCUAGUUAAUGGAUAAUACUGACGUUCAACAUCAAGUUUAAUUUGCUGCAGAAUCACUUCUUCGUGAGUUUUUUCUGAGGCUGUUACUGCCGACAGCCUCAGAAAGUCUCUUCCUGAAAUUUCAAUCAAUUUGGUCAUAUAUCUUUCAGCAUGGAAAUUAUUAAAUGAGCCGAAAUAUGCAAUGGUUUGAAGUGGGAAAUGCCUUGUUUGCUGUGCGUCGUUUCACACCCUGUAUUAGUGAGCAAACUUGCUAAUGGAUGUAUUGUACAGUUUUUGCUGUGUUUGAGCAUCGAAAAUACUAUUUUAUCAUAAAUCACAUUCAUAUUUGUGAAGGUUAAGCUCAUACAUCUUUGGUUUGACUUCACCUGAGAGCAUUGGUACCUUUAGUUUCCUGCUGGAAGCAUUGUCUGUAAUUGCAUAGUCUGACGUGGCACAAACAUCAGUGGUUGAUUAUGUUAGUAAAAAAAUAUCUCGUAGAUCAUGAUUUACAUCUAACUCUUGCUUAUUCAUUCCCUGCUGACAGGGCUGUGGUUCGUGGAAGAAAUAUUAAGUUAGUUGUGGUGAUUGUGCAAUCAAGUCUCAGAGGUUAAGAUACUCCUUGUUGAAUAACUAUCAUCUUACUAAACUUUUGAAGCAUUUGAAUUUUUUUUUAAUAAGUUAUGCUUCUCAUUUACAUGAUGCAUUUUAACCUAACAAUCUCAUUGCUUAAUGCCAAUAUUUUGACUUGUGGACAGAAAGUGUUAACUUUAUUACUUAUGCAGAUGAGGUCAGUGAUGAUCAUAUGACUGCUUUGAAAAAGCGUGGAGAGAUAGAUUCCAAGUACAUUACCACAUUUUUGCUGAGUGAUACGUUAGAAAAAAGAAAGUCUCUCCAGAGGUCUGUCAGAUAUUUAUUUUAUUUUAAUUCUCCUUUACUCUGAUUUUGGGGGAAGGGGGAUUAUCACAAGUUUAAAAAAUAGCAUUAUUUCAUUUUUUAUAUUUACUGAUGUGUUGUACAUUGAAUUUUCAUAGUCUGACGGUCAUUAAUGCUGGCAGAUUGGCCGCCAUGUUUGCGGAGUUAUCUAACACAUAUUAUAGAGAGGAAGGAAGGAGGAUUAAAACCCGCAUAGAGAAAAAGAGCUGGAAUUGUGCCGAAUUGCAUAUUCGUUACUGCUUUAAGGCAAGGUUCUUUCUUUUGAUUCAGCACUAUCUAUGCUUGGUCAUUAUGAACCAGAACUCAUGGUUGUAACUGUUUGGUAGUUGCAUUUUACAUAUUUUGGCGCUGUAAUGUCUAUCAUUGAAGUGUUAUUAUCUGUCAAUGUUAUGUCCUGCUGAGAUAUUUAUGGCGUCUGAAGGUUGUCCCAUCUUUGUUUAAGGUUUUCAACAUUGUAGCCAUAGGUGCUGAUUUUUUGAAGUAUUGUUUUUUACAUUUUUCCCAUUUCAAUCGAGAUAGCUAUGUUUUUCGGAUUGAUUUCCUAGUUCUAAGGUUAGGAUUUCGAAUUAUAUCGCCAUUUAAACAACCUCAGGAUUUGAAAGACAAAUUUGACUUAUGUUGUCUUUUUAAGUUUACGCAAUAUUGGGCUUUUUGAAACUUCUUGUUUCAGUAUAUGCUUUUAGUAUGUCUCUGAGACAGAAUUUUAUGACGACUGUGUAGUUUUUUAAAAUCUAGAUUGAGAAAGAUAGCAGCUGCUUAAUUUUGGAUCGCCAUUUAGUUUACAGCCUCCCAGGUCUCAUUGAUUGAGUGGGGGUGUGGAUGAAGUGGAAGGGAAGUGUGUCUGUUGGCUUCCAUCAGUUGAGACAGUGAGGGAGAAGAGAGAUUGAGAGAAAAGAAGAGAAGGGGCAUCAGUUAAGGGAGUGGAUUAAUGGAAGAGAGAAGGCAAAACUUGAUUCGUGGAGAGGGAAGAGUGUGAGAGAAAUGAGGGACGGUUGCCUUAGUUGUGGCCUUGGAGUCCUUCCAGAGGGAGAGCAAAAGUGACUAUAGUGGAAAAUGGCUGAACGGUAUUAUUAUCGUCUAUGGGCCUGUCUGUGAAAGGAUAAACAGGGUUUCGAUAUUUCCACUUGAGCAUAGAAAGGAGUCUUGCUGCUGAUGUUUUGGCCUCAUGUCGCAGUUAACUAGAGAGCCUCUCAUGCGAAUUGGAGGAUGCACAUUCGGGAAGAUUAGAGGAAGGAAGGUUGGUAGAGGUAAAGAGAGGAGAGGAAAAAAGGGUAGAACAUAGGCACAUAAGAGUUCAUCAAUGCCAGUAAUCUGUACAUCGUGUCAGGGCAUAGAGACUUUGAAAUCCUCCUGAAAAUGAUCACUGGACUGCUUUAUUGAAUGAAACAUAUUUGUAAGAGAUAUGUCUGUUCUUGACUUUAUAUUCAGAAUCAGAUUGCUGGAAAUGUGAACCUUAAAUUCUCAUUUUAAAAUACAUUCUUUGUUGGAUAUUUUAGUGAUUAGAAUACGUUUGAGCAUUUAGUGCGUCAGUUUUUAACCAAAUAAAUGAUAUCAAGACUGUCAUUUACAAUACACAAGUUCGUAUUGUGUUUACCAACAAUCAUAGAAACUUACAAUUUGAUUAGGCAUGAUGUAUCUCAAUGUAAAUAAAGAACGUAUACAUCGACUCAGUUUGUAAAUCUACUCUGUAAUAAUGUUGUUUUACAUUGAUCACCAUGGAAAUCCAUUACAUAACAACUUAGUAUGUAGAACAAUUUUGUGCCACGUAAGAUGUAAAACACAGUAACUAAUGUAUACAUUAACCAGACCACACAAAAUGGCUUUGGAUGCGUCCAAGAAGUUAUCAGAACUUUGGCAUGUUCUAGGAGCACAUUCUAAAUUGCGCAUUUAUAAAACAAGCAAAAAAUAAAUGUAAGUUAAAUUUAGGCAUAUUAAUUAAUGAAUUGUUUUUCUUUCCUUGGUUGAACUGUCAGGUUGCCGUCUUUGCUGAGUUUCGGAGGGAUUGGGCCGAAGCUUUAAGGUUCUAUAAUGAUGCUUAUGGUGGUCUUCAUGAGGUGAUACGUUCUUUCUAAUUUUUGGCCUUUAGUAUUGUCAAUUAAUUGAUUAAUUUUGUUUUCUUCAUUGGGAAAAACCCAGUUAGAACCUGAGACCUCGGCGUUUCCAAAAAAAUUGGCUACCUUCGGUUUACCCAUUUACUUCUCAUCUUAUGUGACGUAUCACCAAACUGAGUGCAAACAUUGUGGACAAGAAAUUUCGCACCACCAGUUGCUCGUCCACCAUUUAGCAGUCGGUUGAAUUUGAACUUAGCAGGCCCUGGGUUAUAUGCAGCGUCAGAACUUUUGGUUGUCUCAGUGAAGCCUGGAGAGGGAUAGUUUUUGGAUUAACUUGGGUCAAGAUCUUUCUAAUCCUGGCCAUUUAGCUGGUGAAAAAAUGGAAAAGAAAGGAGAGGAAGAAUAAGUGAAAUAUAACUGUUGUUGUUGUUGUUGUGAUAUCUAGCCACUUGACUGAAAAUUACCAGGCUUAUUCUGCAGUCUUAAUGUGCCUUGGAUAUAACUGCCCCCCCUUUGUUCAUUCUUUUAUUCCAUCUACUCAAAUUUCCGGCUCAAGAUAUUGGAGAUGAAACCUGUUACUUUUCUUCUUGGAGAAGAUAACAAUAAAAAUCUUCAGAACUCAAACUAGAGAAUAUAUCAUGGUUUUUACGGACACUACUUGACUGUCAUCUCUUUAGACAAGUUGUUACCUUGGUUCAUCUUCUCGAGCAUGAGAUGUUUUGGUGCUAUGAUGAUUAUAACUUAAGGGCAGCAAGAAAACGUUCACCAAGGAUUAUCUACAUACAUAUCGUUUUAUUUCCUUUAUAACAAUGGACAAAGCGGAGCAUCGUUCAUGUUUUGCUACUAUAACAUCUUUUAGAAGAAAACUAAUAGUGGAUCUUGUUCGUAUGAAUCCUUGAGACUGAUUGUUCAAGUUUUAUGUCUAGAUGUUUGGGGCACCAACAAAAUUGCAACCGAUCCAGAGACUAGUCGAGAUAAAAACCGUUGCUGAGUACCUUCAUUUCAAAGUAUCGACACUAUUACUGCACGGUGGCAAAGUCGACGAAGCAAUCAAAUGGUUCCACAAACACAUUGCGAGCUGCGAACGGCUCGUGGGCCUGCCAGAGGUUGCCUUUCUUCACUGGGAAUGGAUGAGCAGGCAGUUCCUGGUAUUCGCAGAGCUUCUAGAGACGAGCUCUGCAGUUAUUCCCAGCUCUGUUUCCGCAAACUCUGGUGCAUCCGGCGCCACUUUGACCGAGUGGGAUUUCCAACCAGCUUACUAUUAUCAGGUAUCCGUGUUUGACUUACUAAUAAUAGACCAUAGAGAGUGCGCCAUCUGUCCUUUUAUUUUAUCCCUCUCUCUCUCUUCGUCCAUAUUGUUCAACACUGCCCUUGCUUAAAAUUUUAUCAUCAUUAAGAGUUUCUCCCUGCAUAUGACUGAUAGUAGGAAGCCAUCUCCCCUGCCAUUUCUUGAAUUCAGAUGUCAGCCCACUACCUGAGAAAGAAAAAAGACAGCUUGGAGGCAUCUCUAUCAGCUCCGGAAACCUCCGAGUGGAGAAACCCAAGUGAAAGCACCGCCCUGGAAUCCAUCGUGCCCUCCAUAUUUGUGGGCCAAUUCAGCCGGGUACUUGAGGAGGGCGACUUGCUAACAACGCUGCCGUAAGCUCUCGACCAGCAGCUCAUCGCCUGGAUCGUCUCUCCUUCUCUGACUCCCCAUUCACUGUGGCAUCCAUAUCUUUCUGCAGCGUUGCAGAUGCAGAGUACGCCAGCUAUGCCCUAGCCGAAGCAAAGAGGUUCCAGGACUCCUUUGAGAUCAUCGCUCUGUAUAGAAAAGCCUCGGAGUCCUUCACCGCCUCGAAGGCCACCAGGAUGGCUUCCUUUUGCAGCAACAGGAUGGCCAGAGAAUACUACGACACUGGAGAUUUCACAAAUGCAAAGAGGAUUCUAGAUGAUAUCGUGGGUCUCUACAGGAGAGAGAGAUGGGUGGCCCUCCUCUGGGAGGCCCUCGGCUACCUGCGGGAGUGCUCUCGGAAGCUGGGCCUGCUCAAGGAAUUCGCAGAGUACUCUCUGGAGAUGGCCGCCUUGCCGCUGACUGAAGCUCCCAAUGGCGGCGGUCUUUCCCAAAGAGGGGUGAUACAGGAAGAGGUCCUGGGUCCCAUAAAAGGGGAAACUUUCAUGAAGGUUGACCAACCCAUUGACCUGGAGGUCGACGCGGUCAGCCCCCUCAGGACGGUGUUCCUUGCUUCCGUCGCCUUUCACGACCAAUCUGUCAAGCCGGGGGCUCCUGCAACGCUCACAUUGUCUCUUCUCUCUCGGCUGCCGCAACCCGUUGAGAUUGACCAGCUGGAGAUCCAGUUCAAUCAGCCCGCCUGCAACUUCACCUUAAGCAGCAGCACAGUGAAGAACCAGCUCUCUUCCUCAGAGGAACCCCCUCCUCCUUUCCUCCUCACCCCCGGGAAGUGGCUCCGCCUGACCCAUGAAAUCCAAUCGGGUAUCUCCCUCUCUCUCUCUCUCCCGUCUCUCCCUCUCUCAUUCUCUCUCCAGAGUAACAUGAGAAUUGGGUCUGUUCCUGAUUGCUGCAGGCCAAAGUGGGAAGCUCGAGUGCCUAUCGGUGGCGGCGAGGAUAGCUCCAUGGUGCAGGAUACGCUGCCAAGCUGAUAGCCCCGCGUCAAUGGAGGCAUCACCAUCGCCAUCACCCCACUGGAAGAUGCUCGACGAGGUUCAGAACUCCUCCACUGGCGACCCCAUCCUCUCCGCCGCCGGCCAGAAGAUCAUCCAAAUAGAAGAACCCGACCCACAAGUCGACCUCAUCUUGGCCUCUUCGGGGCCUGCGCUGGUCGGAGAGAUCUUCUCCGUCCCAGUUUCAGUGAUCUCCAGAGGCCACUCCGUCUUCUCCGGCGAGCUGAAGAUCAACCUUGUGGAUGCCAAGGGCGGCGGCCUGAUCACUCCCCGGGAGGCGGAGGCCGCCGCCGGCGACGGCCACCAUGUGGAGCUUCUCGCCGUCUCCGGCACCGGCGAGGAGGAGGACGACGACGAUAUCAAGAGGAUCCGCCAUUCCUUCGGGCUGGUUGCUGUUCCGACUCUCGCCGCCGGCGAGUCCUGGUCGGGGAAGCUGGAGAUCAAGUGGCACAGGCCCCGGACGGUGAUGCUCUACGUCUCCCUCGGCUACUCCACCUCCUCCGGCGACGGUGGCGGCUCCGCCGGUCAGAGGGUGAACGUCCACCGGAACCUGCAGAUCGAAGGGAAGACGCCGCUGGUGCUCAACCACCGCUUCAUCUCGCCGUUCCGCUGCGAGCCUCUGCUGGUGUCGAAGCUCAGGCGGCGGCCCGACGGCGGCGGCGGCGGCGGCGGCGACCCGACGACGGUCUCUCUUCCUCAGAGCGAAGCGACGGUACUCAUCGUGAGUGCUCUCAACUGUUGCGACGUGCCCCUGCGGUGUGUUUCUCUCUCCGUGGAGGAUCCAGACGGCGGAGGAGGAGGCGGUGCCGCCGUCCAGGCCGCCGUCCGGCACGGCGCCGCCGCCAUCGCCAGCGAGGUGGUCGCCCCCGGGGAGGAGUUCAAGCAGUUCUUCUCUGUGGUGCCACCGUCCGAGUCCCCUGGGCUCGAGCUGGGCCACGUCUGUCUGAGAUGGACAAGAGACGCCGGCAGCGGCGGGGGAGGAGGAGCGGACUCCGCCGUGGUGGUGAGGCAGAAGCUGCCGGAGGUAAAGGUGGAGAAGCCGCCGCUGGUAGUGAAGCUGGAGUUCCCGCCGUACGCUGUCCUGGGGGAUCCGCUCACCUUCCACGUGAAGGUCCAGAACCAGACCAGCUUCCUCCAGGAGAUCAAGUACUCCCUCGGCGACUCACAGAGCUUCGUCUUCUCCGGGCCCCACCAGGACAAGGCCUCCGUCCUGCCCAGGUCAGAACACGUGGUCAGCCACAAAGUCGUCCCUCUGGGGUCCGGCCCCCAGCGGCUGCCGCAUGUCAACGUCACGGCGGUCAGGUAUUCGGCCAAGGUCAGCGCCUCGGCCGCCGCAUCCACGGUCUUCGUCUUCCCUUCUCCUCCCCAUCUGGACCCAGAAGAAGAGGCGAGCUAG